AUGCUUAAUUUUCAGGGUCUUUUCAAAGCUGCUGGUAUUUUACUGAAAAGUCAAGGCAUUUUAUUUAUGUAUGGGGUAAGUCAGAGAAAAACAGAAAACGAUUUCUCUUUCCGUGUAAUUUUUAAAAAGAUUUCCAUUAAUGAAUUUCAUCGUACAAUCUAAACUAUUCUGAGGUUUAUACAUUUGAGUUCCUAACUAAUACUAUUUCUGGGGAUAGCCUAAAUGUUUUUUUAGAAACAUUUGCGUACACUUCUCUCUUAUAUUAUAUCUAUUUUGCUUCUGGUGUGUCCUGCUUCUUUUUCACAAACAACAACCCCCCCCCCCCCCCCCCCCCCGGCCCAUUUUUUUAUAUUAAGUCUUGAGUGAACGUUGAAAUUUGGUUAAAAGUUUUAUUUUUUCUUUAUGCGGAGGCCACUAUUAUAUUAAUUAAUAAAGAGCCACAUCUGUGGUGUAGGACUGUUUGUAGGUCUAUAGUUUAAAGGCAUGCAGGUAGUGUAGGCCUAUUGUUCAAAGGCUGACAGGUAGUGUGAAGGACUGUCUGUAGGCCUAUUGUUUAUAGAAAAUGAGAAGUUCACUUUUUUUUGUAAUACUUGGACACACCAGGUAUUUUCUCAAAACACCCUGUGUAAAAAAACUGCAUCCGGUUAAGCCCUAGUAUGAUACAAUUCAGUCAUCUACCAUUUGAAUGUCAAGAUUAACUACAAAGUAAAUAUCAUCUUUUUCAUUAAUGCAGAAAUACAAGUAAAAAAUUACUUGGUAAGCUCUGAAUGUUUAUUUAUAUAUAAGACACUCAAAUCAUCUGUUAUUUUUGUUUUCAUUUUUAAGGUAAGUCAAACUAUUUUAUUUUGACCUUAUUUCACUUUCAGCCAUUCAAGAUGUAUGGGAAGUUGGUACCAGAGAGCAACGUUCGUUUUGAUGCUUGUUUGCGAGCUCAGUGAGUUGAUUAUCACUAUUAUCAGUACAGUACAAUUUUGAAAACAAAUAUGAAUAAUUUAGAGAAAGCUUCAGAGAAUGUUGUUUAAAAGUAGAUGCAUAAUAUGAAUUAAACUUUAUCCUUAUGAUUCUGGCAGAGAUCCUUCUUGGGGUGUAAGAGAUGUUGCAGAUCUUGAGACGUUGGCUAAAGACAAUGGCCUAAAGCUUGAAAACAUGGUACUCACUAUAAAGCACUGAAAUCUUGUAAAAUUCUUUUUGUCUCUUCUUUUUCAACUACCUUAAUUGGAUUACAAUAAUAUAAUGUACUUGAUGAUCAAAAUUGCUGACUUUUCCCCCCCAACAGGUUGAUAUGCCAGCAAACAAUAAGUGUCUGAUCUUUAGAAAACUUGUCCGAAAUUCAAGCAUGUCUUAG
Lymnaea stagnalis (great pond snail) is the source of this 1345-nucleotide messenger RNA. NCBI's taxonomy places the organism in Eukaryota, Metazoa, Mollusca, Gastropoda, Lymnaeidae. The record is from the annotation of a GenBank genome assembly.